This is a messenger RNA of Drosophila albomicans, 1822 nucleotides long. It is a transcript of the gene Sms, whose product is annotated as spermine synthase. The record is from RefSeq and is a predicted model, not a curated record. Gene Ontology annotation, molecular function: spermine synthase activity. The transcript has 5 exons. Gene Ontology annotation, biological process: spermine biosynthetic process. Bases 192 to 1343 code for a protein of 383 amino acids. NCBI's taxonomy places the organism in Eukaryota, Metazoa, Arthropoda, Insecta, Diptera, Drosophilidae.
ACUAGAAAUCUGGUCUCUCUUAAACGCAACUGUAAAAUAUCGAUACUUCCGUAAAAGUUUUGGCCUAUUUUAGUAUAUUUUGUGGCUUCGCCAAAACUUGUGUUUUGAAACUGAACGAACUUGCGGUCACGCUGCUGCGCUGCAUUUGUAAUUUGCACAUCCAGCGGGCAAAACCAAUACGAUUUUCCGCUAUGGCGCUCCAGACAAUACUUUUCGAUUUUACACUGGAUGCUGAGAAAACAGCAACAUCUUCGCAACGUCAGGACGUUGCCCGUGUCGUUCGUAACGAGUUGGAACAUGUGUUCUCCCAGCUGGAAUUGGCAUAUUCCAUGGAAUCCCUGGAUGGCGGAUAUUUUGCGGUGCUGCACGAAAAUAAGGAGACCAUUAUCACUUGCCGCAUCUUCCAGCAGGGGCUGCUGACCAUCAAUGUGGAAUACUAUUUGGCCGACGGCAAGGAGCCUUUAAUGUCCUUUGAUACCAUGCGUACAAUGGAACUGAUUCUACGUCAGAAAUUAGAUUCCGAUCGCUCCAAGUAUUUACCGCCGAUAAAACGUGGUGGAUAUAUUGAUAUAUACAUGACUAGCUCAGCAUGCAUGUACACAUUUAGUAGCCCCAAAGUAAUUGCGUCGAUGCAAAAUGAACGCAUCAUCGAGUAUGACAUUGAUACACUGGUCUAUGAGGCACGUUCGCCGUUCCAGAAGAUUCAGAUUAUGCACUCCAAAACGCUGGGAAAUAUGCUAAUCCUCGAUGAACUGCAGAACAUUGCCGAGUCCGAUUUGAUUUACACAGAGACCCUCAUGGGUCGCGGCAUUGAGAACUACGAGGGCAAGGAGAUUUGCAUUCUUGGCGGCGGCGAUGGAGCUCUCUUGUAUGAGUUGCUCAAGGAGAAGCCAAAGCAUGUCGUUAUGCUGGAGAUUGAUGAGCUGGUCAUGCAGGCCUGCAACAAGUAUUUGAACACCAUUUGUGGCGAUGUCUUGGAGAAACGCAAGACCGAACAAUACGAGAUCAUUGUGGGCGAUUGUGUGGAGUAUAUGAAAAAGUUUAUCGCUGAUGGCCGCAAGUUUGAUUACGUUUUCGGAGAUCUUACUGAUAUACCCAUCUCGGGUGCACCGAUUGGUGAAUGCUGGGAUUUUAUACGUACCAUUUUUGAGCAUUCAUUCAAGUUGUUGAAACCAGAUGGCAAGUUCUUGACUCAUGGUAAUGGCACCAGCUGCUUGGAAUCGUUGCAGUUGUUUGAGGAUCAGUUGCGUUUGCUGAAGCCGAAGGUGAAGUUUACCACAUCGAAGGCAUUUGUGCCGUCAUUCAUGGAAGAAUGGCUGUUCUAUCAAGUGACCUUUGCUUGACCAGCUCAAGAAAAUGCACGAACGCGACGACAAGAAGCACCACAAUUACAACUAAAGACAAUUAAUGAUGAACCAACAAUAACAACAACUAACACAUUGUGUCUCCAAAAUGCUACAUCCAUCACAACAACACCACAAGUUUACACAACAACCGCAACACAAGUAGAAGAGAAGCAACCCGAGCCCAACGACAUCAGGGAGCCGCUGAAACUGCACAGCUACACCGUGAUACUGCAUUCAGCCCGCGAGGAGGCAUCACAACAGCAGCCAAAGAAUCUGAAGCGUCGGAAGAGACGUGUGCACUAUCAUCAUGCUCUGGUUUCGUAGUGGAGGCUAUAUUCGAAAUCAGAGAUCAGAAAAACAAAAAAUAAACCCAAGGAAUAAGGGAAGCAAAAAGACAAUUAUAAAACUACAUAACAUCACCGAAACUCACACUUCCAAUGGCUGUAACUAGCAUCUGAAAAAAACCCGAAACCAAA